This is a messenger RNA of Lachancea fermentati, 996 nucleotides long. NCBI's taxonomy places the organism in Eukaryota, Fungi, Ascomycota, Saccharomycetes, Saccharomycetales, Saccharomycetaceae. The record is from the annotation of a GenBank genome assembly.
AUGGCUCAGCCACAAAUCUCUCGCAGUGCUACGCAUAACAAUGGACUCAUGCAAAUGAUAGCUCAAAUCCCACCAAUUACGCGCGCUCUGCUUUCGGGAAUAGUUGUUCUGAGUGUACUAUGUCGUAUUGGUAUUUUGCCCUCUAGGUUUCUGAUAUUUUCCAGCUACCACACCUUUAUGAAGCUUCAGCUUUGGAGAAUGUACACAAGCUGUCUUUUAUUACCAAACCAAGCAAUGCCGGCAUUAAUUGAGAUGUAUAAUGUUUACGCGCGUUCUUCUCAGCUGGAGUUAAACCACUUCCAGAAUCGCAAGGUGGAUUACCUGUUCUAUUUGACGUUCAGUAUCCUUACAAUUGUCCUGAGUGUCAUGCUUCUACAGAUUAUGGAUGCUUUCAAUUUAUUAGGAGGUCUCGUACAAAUUCAAUUUGGGCUCGUCCUGACAAAUGCGUUUGUAGGAUGUCUCACGUACACAUGGAGUGUGGAUAAUAGAAAUACUAGGGUGAUGUUCUACGGGCUAUUCCCAAUUUGGGGAAGGUACUUCCCUAUCAUUCAACUAUUCAUAUCGUUUUUGUUCGAUGACAGCGGGUUUGGAUUUACUAAUUUUGUCAUCACGCUCAUCGGCUUCAGCACAGGAUAUUUCUAUUCUUGCCUCGACACAAGAAGUCUUGGACCCAUCUACGGAUACUUGGCGAGUAAACCAUCUGGAUACGGAUACGUAGCUGCUGGCCAAUUCAGAGCACCCUGGUGGUUUGUUGGCCUCUGUGAUUUGGCGUUUGGCAAUAGCAACACUCAGGAUAGAUACCGUGUAAACGUGCCAUUUGGCAAGCAGAGAGAAUAUCACGGGAAAGGUCAGAGGUUAGGUACAACAAGAGCACAAACUGCAGAAAGAAUUCAAAUUGAGAACCCCAGAACGCGAAUCGCAGAGCCUGAAAGGAAUACUACAAGUGGAUUUUUCCCUGGCAAGGGUCAGCGUGUAGGAUCCAAGAAGAACGAGUAA